CGAGACGCCACACUCACGGGAACAGCUCGCGGAUGCUGUAGAAAGAGAGCGAGAGAGACCGAGGGAGAGAGAGAGAGAGAGAGAGAGAAGAGAGAGAGGGGGAUACAGAGAGAAGAAGAGGGGAUGUUUGUUGGAACUCUUUUUUUGUGAUGUUUGACUGUAAGUAAGUGGUCGUUACCGGGAAUGAAGGACUAUUUCUGCAGCAAAGAGGGACGAUCGAGGUGUUCGACAUUUUUUUGAAAAGCUUCCAAAAUCCGUUUUUAAUACCCUCUUAUUUACUUCGCAUCCCUCCCUCCUCUUCCAUCUCUUCUCCCUUUUCUUUAAGGAGGCCCACGAGACGCUGCGCGCGCCACAGGGUGCCUUCGAUCGCCUCUUGUUUUUGUUUGUUUGUGCGAGGCUGUGUGCGCGCGAGGUACCCCCCGGAGGGAGCUGUCCGGUGCUGAAGUUGCAUUUCUCGCCUUCUUUUGCACAAGGACUAAAACAGAAGACGGCCAAAGAGACUGCAACAGAAAAGAAGCAGAUACAAUUGGCGGCGAACUAUUUAACCGGACCAACUCGCAGCUCGCGCUUCCUCCAAAAACCUGACGACAAUCUUUCUUCCGUUUCGCCUCUUCGUCUUGUUGGUGUGUAAACGGGCGAAUCAGCACGCUGGCCAGGCCGUCGGCGUCCUGCUGUGUUUGUGAGCGUGUGCCGCUGUGUUUGUGACAGUGUGUGUUGGUGUCGCACCACCAUGCCAAGGUCUUUCCUGGUGAAAAAGGUGAAAUUGGAUGAUUUCACCACCGGGGCGGAUCUGGAGAAUGUCUACCGUCACCGGACAGACCUCAGCCUGCGGCUCCAUGAAAAAGCUGGUUACAUCAGUGACUACAUCAGCCCUGUUGUGUACGAUGGAGAGAGUGACAGUGGGAUCAAGGUACCCUCCCCUGACCCCCUCUACGACGGGAUCCACAGUGACUAUGGGGCCCCUGACUCUGAGUCUCCAGACAGUCCCAGCUCUGAAAUCACUGACGGCUACAUCAAUGGAGACGCUGCGGUGAGCGAGGGUUACUCAGUCGAUGCCUUCUUCAUCACUGACGGCCGCUCGAGAAGGAAAGCCAUCGGCAGUCCCAGGAGCAUCCAGAGGCACACCUGCAACGAGUGCGGCAAAACCUACGCCACGUCUUCCAACCUGAGCAGGCACAAACAGACGCACCGCUCUCUGGACAGCAAGCUGGCAAAGAAAUGUCCCACCUGCGGGAAGGUGUACGUGUCCAUGCCCGCCAUGGCCAUGCACCUGCUCACGCACGACCUCAAGCACAAGUGUGACGUGUGCGGGAAAGCGUUCAGUCGACCGUGGCUUUUGCAGGGCCACAUGCGCUCGCACACGGGAGAGAAACCCUUUGGAUGCGCCCACUGUGGGAAGGCCUUCGCAGACCGCUCCAACCUUCGCGCUCACAUGCAGACCCACUCGGCCUUCAAGCACUUCAAGUGCAAACGCUGCGACAAGACCUUCGCGCUCAAGAGUUACCUGAACAAGCACUAUGAAUCCGCCUGCUUCAAAGGCCCCUACUCUCCUCUAGGCCCCCUAGAUGCAUGACCCCCUGCGUAGAUAAAACAAGAGACAAAACUGCAGACAUGAAUUACCAUUAUCCUUACACUCUGAACUGCAGACACAAACAAUCUAUUUUUGCUCAGAAUAUGACCUUGCUUCCCUUCCUCCUUCCCCCCUCUCAUCCCCCCCCCCCCUCCCCCUCUGCCACCUCGCUUUUCCUUGGAGCCUAUUCAUGAAAAUGAAGAUGAUGAAGAUAGCACAAUUUUUUCUCCUUGAGAUUUGCCCACUUAAGGAUUAAACUGAUCUACGCAUGCACUUCCUCAAAAACUGAUCACCUCCUCUUCCUCUGUCCGUUGUGGAUAGAGACAAUAAUAAAACACGGCUUCCUCCUGGCAUCUAGAUACAGUAUUGCACCGUAUUUUUUGGGACACUGAUGAAGAUGAGGAUGAAGACAAAGACAAUUGUAAGCCUAUAGCUUCUGCACUUGAGUGCAGUGAAAGCGUUUUUCAUUCUGAAUUUGUUUUUUGGGGGAUUAAUAGUAAUAAUAAUAGUAAUAAUAAUGAUAAUAAUGUUUUGCUGCACCAAGUGACCAUAUUCUCUCCACUAUUGAGGUAAAACAAACUAUUUAUUUAUUUAUUGACUUAUUUAUUUAUUUUGGCAUUUUUUAGUUUUAUUUGUAUGUUUAUACUUGAUUUGAUAUUAAUGAAAGCGUUAACUUAUUUUUUGCACUUUAAUUUCUCUGUAUGUAUGUAGGAUAUUUGCCAACCUCUUUCUAUCACCACAGGCCAAAGCAUAUGUCACUUUUUGAGUACAUUUUUUUUUUCUAUUAUGUUUUUUUAAAAACCUUUUUUUUCUUAUUAACGUUAUUGCAUGCAAAAAACGAAAAAAGAAAUCUAUGCCAACAUCAUAAAAAGCUUAUGAUUUUUUGCCAAAAUCCUAUAGAUAGAAACUUGAGGGCAAUAUUUUUCUCUUGGAGCCUCCGUAGAACUCUUUAAAAGCAAUAAUCACCUAAUGCAUGGUAUUUUAUGAUGAAGUUAUGAAGUAUUACCUACUACUGUAUAGCAGUCUAAAAAUCAGGUAUGUUUUACUUCACCUAUAGUCAUAAACAGAAAAAUAAUAUAACAGACAUCAGGGAACAUGCCAAUGUAGUGUUAGAGCAACGAAAAUAAAAGUCCUGUCUUUCCUCUCUUGUUAUGCACUGCCUGCCUCUUAGUAAGUAGAACUAAAGUAGGACGUAGGCUAGAGAGGCUGGGAUCAGCUGCUUGCUGGGUGUGAGGCCUAUUGUAGGACAACUAUAAAACUGACAGACAUGCGCUAGGCUAAGGCUAGCAUUAAACAAGCCUGUUAAACGUACUUGGAGAGGCCUUAUUUUGGAUAAUACUUUCAAAUAUGUUACUCAACAAGGAUCCUUGGCCAUACAUGAAGGUAAAUCAGUAUAUUAAAGGUUGUGAGAUGUUAAAAUGACACUUUUGUCAUGCAGCAAAGUGAUGCAACAACAGGCCUUUAUCACCCAUUUCAAUAAUCAAUAUGAUACAAACAACCCAACCAUAUGAUAACGUUAAAAAACCAUCACAUUUGAGAAUUAAAAAAAAAAGAGAUUUGCACUAGGCUAAAACGAUAGUUAGCAUAUAGUCUGUAGUGACUGUUGGCAUAUUUUCAGUAGGAAACCUUGGCCAAAGUUUAGCCCAAUGUCCAAGUUGCACUGUGGUCAACUCUAACUUCAAUGCAUUAUUCAGUUACACUCCUAGUGCACUUCCAAACCAUAAAGUGUGCAUUCUUAAGCCACAGAAAAAGCAUGCACUUUAGCUGAAUGCUCCAAUGCAGCUUAACUGUUACAGUCCAAUAGUUAUGUUACACAGAGUCUUUCUUGAUCUGCAGUAGGCCUCAUUUCACCCUUCUGGGCCGAUCAGGGGCUAACUCUAUGAGUGAUAUACCCACAGACAGGCUAACUCUAAUCUACCCCAACCUGUAGAUGGUUUGACCUUUGACUUUAGGUGGCCAAUACCAGUGUUGCUGAACCCAGUUCUCUGCAGCUCAGAAACCUUUUCUACAGAUUCAUGGAGCUUCCUGAGAGACAGACUCAGCACACACAGAUCUGCACAUAAUGUGAAGUGCUUGCCAUACACUGUAUAUUCAUUGUCACUUUGCAUAGACACAUGUGCACAAGGGCAUGCACACAUAUGCUUACACAGAGUGUCUCCCGAUAAUCAUGUCGGGGGGACUCACAAGGGGUCUCUGUCUACAGUCAAGUAUUGAUCAAAUGAAAGAAACGGGUUUAAUAUUGAAAUAGGGAUCUCUGGCAAUAGAACAUUUGAUAAUUGCAGCUCGUCCUCAGGCAUGACCAUACUCCAUUAGAGGCAGGUUGACUGAUAUUCAACACCAAAUAUGAUCAAAGGGACAAAAGAAGAUUCUGCACUGAUGCACAGACACACUUCCUCAUUUCAUCCAUCACUCCGAGAUAAAAACAGUCAGAUUGGCAAUAUUCCUGAGUGAAAAAGUUGACAUUUUGUGAUAAAAGUGUUGCCGGUGACGUGUCAGUCUUUAAAGCCUUAACAUGGAAAUCGUUUUUUUUAUAUAGAGGCAACUCUCAAGUCAAUAUGAAAGAGGCAGUUUUUGUGUUGUGAGUGGAGAAAUCUUUCUCUGAGUCAACAAAUCAGAGGUCCUAUCUCUCUCGCUAAUGUGUGAAGAUUUGAGGCACUCUUGAAUUGUAUCAGAUAAUUAGUCAUAGAGCUCUGACUUAUUAGGGCUUCAAUUGUAUUUGUCUUUUUUUUUUAUCUGUUGAAUUUCAGCCUAGGCUAAAGCUCUCACAACAACCAUACAUACACAAGUAGGUAAAAACAUGAAAUUAGCUGCUUUACUACAAGGACUAAUCUAAAUGCAAAAUUAAAGCACAAAGUGUGGCAAAGAGACCAUAGAAAAUAUGCAAUAAAAACAAAAGCAUGACUUUCAUCUUUCUGAAGAGAUCUCACAUUGAUCCCUGGUAGAGAUACUUUCUGUUAUUAUAAACACAGACUCAAAUCUUGUUUCUCCAUUUACAUUUGAUUGAAAACAGAAACAGUAUUAACACAAAUUUGUACCGUAGCAGUGGAUCAGAGUGUGACGGGCACACAGUUAGUAAACAAACCACUAAGAGUUGCCUUGUAUCGUCAGACCCAUUUUUCAAAUGCAAGUUAGAUCUGAACCUCUUUAGUGUUUGAUUUGCAAGGGGCGAAAGUGCAUUUUGAUUACAACCAAUCAGAGCUACGGUAACAUAUGAUGUAGUGAUAGGUUGUUAAGCUAGGUAGCUGGUUCCAACAUUCGGUGUAUAUAUGUUCAACCAAAAACAAAGAUGUUUGAUUUGAUUUAGUAGAAAACACUUGGCAUCUGUAGGUAAAAUGUACUAAGGUUCAAACAUAACAAAUAGAAAAUUCAGAGCUUUACACAUCAGUGGCAGCGAUCAAGAUUUUCUGUGGAAAUGUGUCAACAAUGCCCCUUCUUUUAGCCCCAGAUUAGAUGAGUGUUUGUGAUUGGCCUCACCAGAAUCAGGGUGGAUUGAAAUCUCUCUAAAAGGUAGUGGGGCCAGACGUAUCUGCCAGAGCAAGUGUAACACGAGCUCACAGAUGCGUUUUGUUCCCAGGCUAACUGAGAGUUUCUCCGGCUGCAGUGUCUCCAGCUGUUGUUUACGUGUCACAAAUUGUAUCAUCGUGCAUUAAACCUCUUUGCAACUUUGCACUGCAGUCUUCAAGUCUUGAGGGUAUUUUGGCUGAAGUUGUUAUUGAGUGGCUGUUCAGCGGUUUCAAGGCAGAGUGUGUGUGUGCGUCUGUCUCUGGGUGAGCUCCAGGUCUGUUCUCUCGAAGCACUUCCAUUUUAGUCAUCUCCACCUUAAAGAAAGUAGCACAAUGAAACUAACUAGAAUUCAGGUAGAGAAGAAUUUAAAAAACCUUGUACUAGCUUGACCUCUCUUCUUUUUUUUUGUAUUUCCGAGUUGAAGAAUGAUGAUAACCUAAAUAGUCGUUUAUUGCAGGAGGGUUUGUAAGGAAUCCUUGAAUUGAGAUGUUUUUACUGCUGUAUAGCGAUAUCUGACACACCUUAUCUCAGGAGGUUUGGCUCUCUGCUGCAGAGAGAGAAUCUCCUGAGGGUUUUUUUGAGCCAGAAUACAGACAAUGUAAGCACAAUGAACACAAAGCAUUUUGUGGCACUUCAUAAUAAAGAAUAAUCUUAACCA
Molecule: messenger RNA, 5732 nt
Organism: Labrus mixtus (cuckoo wrasse)
Lineage: Eukaryota; Metazoa; Chordata; Actinopteri; Labriformes; Labridae
Product: transcriptional repressor scratch 1-like
Exons: 2
Coding region: 731-1573 (280 amino acids)
Biological process (GO): regulation of DNA-templated transcription
Molecular function (GO): RNA polymerase II cis-regulatory region sequence-specific DNA binding; DNA-binding transcription factor activity, RNA polymerase II-specific
Source: RefSeq, a predicted model, not a curated record